CGACAUCGCCUCCUCCCUGCCUAACCUUUCGUAUAGCAGCCCCGCCGUUCCCCUCCUCUGCCAGCCGCAGCAGCCCCUUACAACAACCCCGCACGUCAGGUUUCACGUUGUCGUCAUGUCCGAACCUUAUGACCCCUACCUCCCCCGCAAUGGCUCCUCGUCGAACCCAAGUGGCUCAGGCGGAAACCCGAAAACGGCUGCAAUUCAGCAACAGAUUGACGAUACGGUUGGUAUCAUGAGAGAAAACAUCACCAAGGUCGCAGAAAGAGGGGAGAGGUUGGAUUCCUUGCAGGACAAGACGGAUAACCUUGCAGUCUCUGCACAAGGGUUCCGUCGUGGCGCAAACAGAGUACGGAAGAACAUGUGGUGGAAGGACAUGAAGAUGCGCCUCAUCAUAGGGUUUACGGUCGCCGUUAUUAUUGUGAUUAUUGUCGUCACAAUUGUCAAGACGACUCAACACUGAGGGUGUUUCGUCGACUGUCCACUUUGCGUGUCGCUUACUCGCGUGGUGUUGUAUCUAUGUCAUGUCCUAAUUCUUCCUGUGACUUGUAGCUUCGUUUAGCGUUCGAAACCUGGACAUUUGAUGCACAUAGUUUCGGUCUUUAUGUUAGCCUCCUUGUGAAAUUCCAAGUUUCAUUUUUGAUGCUGUGAUUGAUGACGAGGCUGACUUCCCACG
Messenger RNA from Pisolithus orientalis, 676 nucleotides. RefSeq names its product synaptobrevin. Gene Ontology annotation, molecular function: syntaxin binding; SNAP receptor activity. Gene Ontology annotation, cellular component: plasma membrane; SNARE complex. NCBI's taxonomy places the organism in Eukaryota, Fungi, Basidiomycota, Agaricomycetes, Boletales, Pisolithaceae. The transcript is spliced from 7 exons. Bases 116 to 463 code for a protein of 115 amino acids. Gene Ontology annotation, biological process: vesicle-mediated transport; vesicle fusion. The record is from RefSeq and is a predicted model, not a curated record.